Pleurotus ostreatus (oyster mushroom) is the source of this 1071-nucleotide messenger RNA. RefSeq names its product Guanine nucleotide-binding protein alpha-2 subunit (gene GPA2). Gene Ontology annotation, molecular function: G-protein beta/gamma-subunit complex binding; GTP binding; G protein-coupled receptor binding. Gene Ontology annotation, cellular component: heterotrimeric G-protein complex. Bases 1 to 1071 code for a protein of 356 amino acids. NCBI's taxonomy places the organism in Eukaryota, Fungi, Basidiomycota, Agaricomycetes, Agaricales, Pleurotaceae. Gene Ontology annotation, biological process: adenylate cyclase-activating G protein-coupled receptor signaling pathway. The record is from RefSeq and is a predicted model, not a curated record. The transcript is spliced from 7 exons.
AUGGGUGGUUGUAUGUCAACAUCAGACCGGGCGGGGCGACAACGUUCCGACGAAAUCGACAAAAUGAUAGAAGAAGACAGCAAACGGUUCAAAAAGGAGUGCAAGAUUCUCCUACUCGGUUCUGGUGAAUCAGGGAAGUCGACGAUCGUGAAACAAAUGAAGAUUAUACACCAGAACGGAUUUACGAAGGACGAGCUUGAGUCAUAUAGACCGAUAAUAUACAAGAAUGUUCUUGACAGCGCUCAGGCAAUAGUCCUUGCAAUGCGAAAGAUCGGUGUUGAGCCAGAGCGCUAUUCGAACAGAGCCCUAGCGGACAGGAUCGUAGACCACCACCUCGAAGCGCCGACAUCAUCCACCGCAGCCCUCUCUGAAGACAUUGCAGACGCUAUACAUCAACUAUGGCAAGACCCCAUCAUACCUAAAGUCAUGGACGAACACAGCAGCGAAUUUUAUCUUAUGGAUAGUGCGAGCUAUUUCUUCUCAGCAGUCCAACGAAUCGGCUCACCAGGCUAUCUCCCCACCGAAGAAGACGUCCUCCGUGCGCGAGCCAAGAGUACCGGCAUAACAGAAACUCGAUUCAAUAUGGGGCAGUUGUCAAUACACAUGUUCGACGUCGGCGGCCAACGCUCUGAACGCAAAAAAUGGAUCCAUUGUUUCGAAUCCGUCACCUCGAUUAUAUUCUGUACGGCCCUUAGCGAGUACGAUCAGGUAUUGUUGGAGGAGAGGAAUCAGAACCGCAUGGUUGAAUCUCUUGUCCUCUUCGAAUCCGUCAUAAAUUCCCGAUGGUUCCUACGGACGUCGAUAAUCCUGUUCUUGAAUAAGAUUGAUGUCUUCAAGAACAAGCUGCCGAAGGUCCCACUUGAGCGUUACUUUCCUGAAUACGCAGGCGGCCACGACAUCAACAAAGCGGCAAAAUACAUAUUGUGGAAGUUUAUGCAGGCAAACAGAGCAAGGUUGAGCGUUUAUCCUCAUUUGACACAAGCAACGGACACGACGAAUAUACGGCUUGUAUUCGCGGCAGUGAAGGAGACGAUAUUACAAAAUGCGCUGAAGGAUUCGGGGAUACUAUAA